UGGUGAAUGGUGAUUACAUCCGCCUCUCUGGUGGACUUUGACAGGAUAACGCAUGCAGUAUCUCAAACUAUCUGUGCCUCGGAGAUACGGAUGUCGAAGAGACGUAUGGUAAAGUUGGUAUGGUCACCCAAUAGUUUACCUUAACAUCCAGGAUAUGACGGGGUUUGACUUGGCCAGUCGCCUUACCCACCAGAUAUCAAGGUGUCACGGACAACGUUCCAUCGGAAUGAACGUUAAACGCUUCAUCAUCAUCGGCAUCCUUUCGCUGGUACUACUGGUCAUCAUGGUCACUCAGCUGUCGACAUUCGGAACAAACCCGCACAGACAACACAAACUCGAAACAUCAACUACGAUUCAACCACUAAUUCAACAACCAGUCAUUGUUGCAACAAAAUGGCCACCGUUGUACUUUGACCCGAAUAAUUUCUAUGGAGAUAGGCGCCUACUUCAAUAUAAGAGUCAUUUUGUGCCCAAAGAAAAGAGAGUAACUCCACUAGACUUUAAAUUCCUGAUUCCAGGUGAAAAAGUAUGUGCCGGCAAAGGAGGACCGACAUUGCUGGUGAUGGUGAUGUCACUUCCGGACAACUCCGCAGAGCGUCAAGCUAUCCGUGACACGUGGGGUUGUCUUGCAUCCGGACACCCGUGGCCGGGCGGCGAAACCAUUAAUGGGACGAUGAAGGUCAUCUUCGUUUUUGGAAACACAGGGAACAAAAACCACAACAAACUGUUACGGUCAGAAUCAAUAAUAAAGGGCGACAUAGUACAAAGUGAUUUUAAAGAAUCCUACGUUCAUUUGACUUAUAAAGUGUUGAUGGGUUACAAAUGGGCUCAGCAAUACUGCCCUGGCACCAAGUUCAUCAUGAAGGUAGAUGAGGAUACGUUUUUCCACGUUCCUUUUGUAUUCAGUCUUUUUGAGAAACAGAGCUGGAAUAAUACAAUAUAUGGACCAUUUUUCAAAGUAGACAAUGUAUCUCGGGCUAAAAAGUUCCGGGUGGAACCAGCCGCCUACGCUCCCCCUCUGUAUCCGCCCCACGUAAAGGGCAACCUUUAUUUUAUGCCUUCGGAACUUGCCUUUAAGAUAGCCAAGGUGGCGGAAUACAUGCCGUAUGUGAACAUUGAAGAUGCAUACAUUACCGGCGUCUUAGCCAAAAUAUUUGAUGCCAGACAUGUGGGUAUUGAUAAAUUAGUGUACCAUUUACGGAAACCAGCUAAAGCUUGUGAUAUUGCAUCUAAAAAGAAAAUGAUUUCACAACAAAUAACUGCGAGUGUAUUCUACUUGAUAUGGGAUCGUAUCCGAUUCAAAGAAUUGUGCACAAAUGGGCCAUUCAUAUGAGUCAUCUUUGGUGCGGAAAACGAUAAACGUGUUAUUAACACUGCCUUACUGCUGUUAAUGGCCAUCAAGGAAACAGGUGUUGGUACUUUGCAAGGACAAGAACAAAAGAACAAGAACCGUGUUACCAUUUGUGUCUAAGCAAUAUUAUAUGGCCCGAUUCUGGUCUCGUUGCCAUGGUUUCGUAUCCCCCCAAGAAAAAAACAAACAAAAACAACAACAAACUAAAACAACAAAAACAAACCAAACAAAAACAAAACACAACAAAAACAACAACAAAAAUAAAGUACCCGGGAUCGCUAGAGUUGUGUCUGUGCAUGAUUAUAUAUCCUAUAAAUCUAGUCUCGUUGUCA
This is a messenger RNA of Haliotis rufescens (red abalone), 1683 nucleotides long. RefSeq names its product beta-1,3-galactosyltransferase 5-like. NCBI's taxonomy places the organism in Eukaryota, Metazoa, Mollusca, Gastropoda, Lepetellida, Haliotidae. Gene Ontology annotation, cellular component: membrane. Gene Ontology annotation, molecular function: hexosyltransferase activity. The transcript is spliced from 2 exons. The record is from RefSeq and is a predicted model, not a curated record. The coding region runs from base 155 to 1333 and encodes 392 amino acids.